GAAUAUAAGAACUACUUCUAUAAUUUUUAAUUUGAUUUAACAAAAAGUUUUGAAUUAAUUUAUUUCGAAGUUUUUCCGAUAAUUAUAUCCUAAGGAAGUUCAUCGCAGGCAACUAUAUUAAGCCUCGUUCUCGAAUUGUUACUAUGCCAGACGGUUUUUUUAACGCAGCGACUGCUUGACGGAAACUACCGAAAUAGUGAUGGAAUUAAAAAAAUAAUAAACGCUUAGUUUUCUUGUUUUUACAUAAGCUCGAUAAAAUAUUUCCCGUUGAAUGAAAAAAAUCUAUAAAUGACUUUUGGUGAUAUUUACUGUAGACUCGUUAUGAGAAUAUUAUCUGCUUAUGAGUGAUGUCAUAGGCGGCCGUGGCAAGAGUGGUAAUACUAAGAUGGCGACCACGGUUAAGUGGUAUGUUGGUGAAGACGGAUGUUUAUCUGUAGGAGAAGCUGCCACUGGAGUCACUUACCACCCAACACUCAAUACAAUUAUCGUGGCCACAAAAGCACAUACACUGAAAGUAUAUGAUGUCACAUCUGGUUGUCUACUCAAAGAAUCAAACCUAUCGGCAACAAACACGAAAUCCAACAAGCUGAAAUGUAUGUAUUUACAAGAAAAAGAUCGCAUGAUUAUUUGCGAAGGGACAUCUGUAUGUGCACGCAAAGACCUAAAUGGAGUUCUCUUAUUGGAUACUGCAUUGCAGACCCCAGUAUCCAAGACAGAAGAUCUAGUCAAAGUUGAGUUAUUGUUGGCAGAAGCUAAUCAGCUUUUGAAAUCUCUUGCUGCUGCUGAAUUGCCUGGCAUUGACUAUGUGGAUGAUUUCCUCAAAGAACUUGAUCGAGCAGUUGACUCCAUGCAGGAACUUGCUAAGGCUAACCACAAAACUGCUAAGUGGGCCACUGUGUGCAUCCAGCUCCCUCAUUGUGCUCUGAAGACCGUAUGCAGUAAUGUGGUAGCAGAAAUGAAGAGGCUUAACCAACACCGUCCAGGUCUAUCUAUUGCUGCUGCCAUCAGUAACAGGUUAAGCUACUUGCUGCCCAGUAGUCUACCAGAAAUCGGCUCUGGCCCAGUGGAACGAUCUCUUAUGUACAGUGAAGCUGCACGGCGGGAAACAUUUGGCAAGUGGCCUCACAUGAAUUACAAAUGGGCCCUACCAGAUCCUAUGGCACAAGCUGGAUUCUAUCACCAACCCAAUUCUAUUGGGGAUGAUCGUGCAAUGUGUUUCACCUGCAACGUGUGUCUUGUCUGCUGGGAGCCCACAGAUGAACCUUGGUCUGAACACGAAAGACAUUCAACAUCUUGUCCUUUUGUGAAAGGAGAGUAUACACAAAACGUCCCACUUUUAGUAACUUAUGCAACACAGCCAGCUCUAUUACAUGGUGAACCAACAGACAAAAUUGAGUGUAUUAGUACAUCCAGCAGCAAACAUUUCUUUGCCACAUCCACUUUGAAUGGUAAUGUUGUUAUAUGGAGUACAGCACGCCUACUAAAGAAACACUGCCAGUUUAAUUUGGAUCCAACUGAACCUGUAGUAGCUGCUAAAACAGGAGUACAAUUUGAGAUGGAACCCAUUCCAACAGUGGAUGUUGAUAGCAGGCAUAAAUCUGGCAGAAUGGACCAACAGCUGAAGACAGAGCGGGACCGCUGUCCCAAUGAGUUGUUGACUGAAGAGAGCUAUACUCCCGAGUGUGUUGCUGUCAAUAUAACAGAUCCUCGAGAAAUACCUUUGAGUGAUGAACUUUACACGAGAGAUCAAAAGUGUUGGAAGCAAACAAGACCAUCACAGGAUAUUAAGGUCCAUUCUUUGUGCAUGAUGGAAAAACCAGAUCAUCUUAUGAUUGAAUCAAAAGGAGGAGGGACUGCUGGUGAGGGAGGAGGGGGGAAUGAAUGCAGUAAUGGAAAUAGCAGUGAAUGUAAUGUGCGUGCCUCCACCAAGUAUCUUUCACAACCUAGUCUGGUGUGCGGGGUGUCUUUGCGCAAAACCAGACCUUCCUGUAAUGUGUUACACCAUGAAACAGAGUUGAAUGCUGACUUUCCUGUGAAGCCAGAUGUCCAGUUUAUGAACAAGGUGAAUGAGGUGGUCAGUAGUGACACUUUACCACCAAAAAUUAUCCCCGAUCUCUUGGAUGAUUGUGAUAAUGUGACCCUUUUAGAUCGGAUGGUAUUUCUCCCCUUUAUCAUUGUUGUUGCUAUUUGGCAUGAAAAGGCCCCCAGUGUAAAACCACAGGACAACAAUUCCAAGCCAUCAACUAGUGGCAAUGAACUAUCUGUACCCACAUUAGGUUCCAUUGCGAUGACGCAGGAUUGGGGCAUGCUUGAUCCAAUGUUUGACAGCGUACCAGACACUGAUGCUUUGCUGGUUGAAGAAGGAUCAGGAUCGAAACCAUUGGUUAACACAACCACAUUGGACAGUAACCUUGAGGAUACGAAAAUGUCCAACAGUAAUUCAAGCAUGAGUGAUAUCAGUGAAGCCAACAAGUCACUAAGUAUGGACAAUUUAUUUAAACAAACACAGCCAUUGCUGCCAAAUGGCCAUAUUCUGCAGUGUGUGGAGUUACCACGCAACCUUCAGUCUGAAACUCUGAAGAUCAGCUCCAUUAAUCUGACAACCGAUGGACUUUAUGUGAUUGUUGUUUUGUCCCCUGUUAAUAUCUGUGAUAGUUUCUCUAUUGUCAUUGACAACAAGAAUUUGUCAAAGGCAAAUAGCCCCAACAACCCCAACAAGCAAGGACAGUCAGCUGAAACAGCCACCAAUAGCAACAACAUUUCACUGCUGGCUGACACUCCAGCUAGUGGCACUAUACUUGUCUACAGACUGAACUUUGACCACGAACAUGUUCGCAUUGAAGAAACUCCUGUUAACUCAUUGCUAAUACCAUCAGUGUUUGAGUCAGUGGUUAACUUAGCUGUUAUCCCCAAUGAAUUCAUGGGUCAAGCAGAAGAUGAAGACUCAACUUCCAUAGACAACCACCAUUCUCGUUCAUCUGAACCACAUGGACUCUUUGGUACAGUUUUAUACAAUGGACACAUAAAACUCUGGGACCUUUCUACUUUAACGUCUGUGGCUCAGAUUGAACCUGAAGAAGGUGAUAAAUUUACAUCACUUACUUGUUGUACAGGACUUGAUCGAUUGUGUGCAUGCACAAUGGGUGGUAAGCUACAUUUCUAUCAACUGUCUGAACAAAACCCUGCCAUAUUAGAAAUGUCCAACUGUGGUAUAUUCAACAACAAAGAGGCAUUGAGUGAUCUGGACUCUGUUGAUGCUGGUAAUGAUGAAGUUAAUGAACAUCAAAAGACCAAACAGACUGCCACUGAGGAAUCCCUCUUUGCCGAACCAUUAACAACAGAGAAACUGAUGAGGUUGCACUCGCUAACUGAGUUUGAGAACCUCAUGCCACGUUUCAGUGCCACAGUCUCACCAUGUUGGGCUGAAAUACAACAGGAACAGCAGCAGAGGCGUCACCCUCAACAUCUUCAGCAACAAGGCGAAGCAACACAGCACACGCGAACAUGGAAACUACAGCCUGAAAGCAAUACAUGGGAUGAACAUUUGUUUGAACUAGUCCUUCCAAGGCCUUGUACAGUGGGUCAUAUAGACGUCAAGUUUACCCUCCUCAUGAACAUGUACAACACUCUUCCGAAUAUCCAAGUGACACUCCUCAAACAGAACAUAGGCAACAUAGGGAAACAACAGCCUCCUGCUGCCCCAGAUACUUCAACUUCCACCUUGUCAGAGAAGGAGUCUACAACCACCACCACCACCACCUCCACUUCCACUACAACCCCCACCCCAACCACCACCACCACCGGUGCUAAAAAUGGUUUGAAUUUAUCUACUGCUACAUCGCAAAAUCCAACAACUUCAGACUUUGUGUCUUCUGUGACAAUAGACCCUAAACCCUUUGUUGUUGAAGUGGACCAAAAACUUGAUUUCAACUUACACCCAAGGCCUAAUCUCUUGAAUGAUUCCACCUUUAAUGGGAAGUCUGAAGUGAAUAAUGUGCUGGAUCCCCUAUUCUUAGAAAUGCUCAAUGCAGAAAUUUUGUGUGGACCUUUACCGGUGUCUUCAUGUCUUGAUUUGUCAGGUAGCAGUGCCUUGGUUACCUUAACCAGCCCCCAGCUGCUCAACUCUAAAUCUCGGUCAUUCCUUUUGCACAUCAAAGGGUUCUUUACCAAAGGAGAAGAUUCUCCAGAUAAAACUCAGGCGUCUGAAAACAAAAAGAAAUCCACAACUCUGAACAACACGACAAUGUUUGACAAACAGAAAGUGAAAUCCAUCAAAUCUUUAUUUGAUAACAUUCCAUAUCCAGGAUUUAACACUACUGAGCGAGUGUCUUCUGCUCCAAAAAUGAAGCUGGAGAAUAUUCAAGGCUGUGACUGGAUCCAAGAACUAUCUAUCACUGUACGGAAAACUAAAAAGACUCGUGUUCCAAAAGAAAGGUGGCAUCGGAAUAUGAUGAUUGAAUCAGCCGAGUUUCAUGAGAACCUCCUUUGUGCAGUGACCAAUCCAAACCAGAAUCAUAUCCAUACAAGUGAAGACCAUCAUGAGAACCUUGCCCUUGAUAUCUUGUGUUGGGUGACAGCUGUACAGAUGAAUGAUCCAAGUCGAAAGAUUCCAGACUGUACUGUGCUUGUUACUGUAAAGAAAGAAUUAUUAAGUUUGGUGAAAGCUUGUUUCAUUCAUGGUACGAGAACAACUGCUCACAAAGCUUCACGCUUACUAGUCCUUUGUAUGGAAUUAUGCAAAAGCAGUUCUGAUCCUGAUGUCACCCCAUCAUUCAGCUACAGUUUACUGCAGGCUUUACUGGAGUGCCUUCCUCUCCUACCAUCAGGCUACUCAGCUGGGGCACUGCGUUGGUUCUUCACACUGCUCAACAUAGUGAAGCAAAUGAAUGAUUCACUUGUGGCUGAGAAAUGUGUCAGUAUGCUUACAAAAGUAGCCAAGUGCUAUUACAACAGGGAUAUACCUUUGCAUUCACUGCUAAAAGCUCGGUAUGGACUGCAGGGACAUCCAUUCGAUCCAGAUCUUUUUGACAUCUACCCUGCUAACAGUUUGCGACAGUCAUCAUCACCAUACACAUAUGCAAGUGCUGCUGCAACAAAUACUCCUGCAGCACAGAGCUUUCAACCUCCUCCACAGCAAGAUGAGAUGGACUAUUAUGAUUUAUUCAACCAGUUAUCUGACAAACAGUGUGAUAAGUUCCCAUCAGAGUACCUUCGGCACAAUAUUCUUGGCCUUCUUGAAGUUGAACCACUGCACUUCACAUGUCACGCUACAAGUGACUCAACCAAAAUGGAAAGACUUGACUCUGGUCCAUCAGGCUCCAGUAGCAUACCUAUUGUUGGUUCUUCUGGCUUGUCUGGUACCGUGAACUUUGGUGAGAGUUUGUCAAAUGUAGCUACAACAGGGGCCACUAUGGCAUCACUACCUUCCUCUCUUGCAAUGGCUGAGCAACAAGUGCAGCAACUGGCAACUAAAGUACAACAGUCUAAGAAGGAUGUUGAAUCUAUCAAGCAGCUGCUCAGCACAGUACUGAAAACGGUCAAACCUGCUGCAAACAACUCCAGUGAUCAAGCUUUCAAGCAGCAGGCCCAAAAUCCAAAAACCACUCCCUUAUUUAUGACACCUCCUUUGUCUCCACCCAAUGAAAACUGGCCAGCCACAGGCCCUCCGUAUUUAUCAGCUGGUGUCCCAAGUGACAACGGACCACUUUAUGUGAAAGUGCCUUCUCUCCUGGGAGAUAAAAAUCAAAACACUGAAAAAUCUGACAACAAACAACGGGUCCAGAUGGUACUACCACACCUGUUGCAGCCUCCUUCUCCUCAAGUCCUUGUUGUAGAAAGGAUGCAUUCAGGUGCACGGCGCUUUGUCAUUUUGGAUCUCGGCAAACCUGUUCUGCUGACCGAUGUGAUCAUUCCUGCUUGUGCUGAUCUGGCAUCACUAUCAAUAGAUGUAUGGGUGCAGAGUGAAGAAACUGAUGGUCAGAGGUUGGUGAUAGCCUCUGAUAUUGGCAUCCGAUCACUUAUUAUGAAUAACAUCAUGCCACCUCCAAUUUGUCGUUAUCUCAAGAUAACCACGAUUGGUCGAUAUGGAGGCAGUGCAACAAGAUCAAAGAUUCCUGUUGGUUCUUUCUAUGGACACAGCUUCAUCUUUCCAUGGGAGUGGAACAGCUAUCUUGAACACCAUGGCGGAGUGUCUGGCAGCAAUCAGGCAUCCUCAUCGACAGCAGCCCCUUCCUCAGGACAGGAGCAUCAACAACAGCAGCAGAUGAUACUCUCACAGCUUGGCUUGUUUCUUUCGUUGCUCGAAGACAUCCAGUGUCGUUACAGCUUGACAAAAACUCAGCUUGAUACAUUGCUAACCUCUCUACUUGCAUCCCAGUCAGCAAGUGACCAUGUCCAGUGCUUUCUGCAAAAGAAUCCCAAGAAAAAUGUUGAUGACAAAAUCACUUGCAUCUAUAAUGAUUGCUUGCAACUACAACUACAGCUGAAUCUAUGCCACCAUGCUAUUGACAGACUGCAGCGUGGUCUUGGCCUCUCUGUUAUUAAAAAGGAUUCUGAGUGUACAGAUUUGAAUGAACAGUUAAAGAAAGCAUCGACCGAUAAGCUUCGCUUCCUUCUGGAAUGUCUGUUAGAGACACUAAUUAGCACUACAAAUGGAUCCUCUGCUGCCCCACAACUCUCUGUUUCUCUUCUGACCAGUCUAAGCCCACCAACCUGUGAAGCACUGUUCCGACACAUGUGUAUCUCUGGUACCAAACGUAUCCAAAUCUUGACUGGGAUGCUGUUGGUCCGUGUCUGUGGUACCCAGCCAUGGUGGGGCAAAUUCUUGGGCAACAUUUUACAGAGAUUCUUUCAUUCUGAAUAUAAACAAGUUUUUCCUCAGGAUCGGGUGUUUGUUUUGUUAACAGCUCUUGGUCAGAAGUCUUUAAUGGGCCCCAUGGCUGUGAAUAUUUUAGAGAGUCUUCUUGGAAUGCUUGUUCAUGCUGUGGCACCAUUGAUGCCAAAUCCUAUGGGUGUCUCCAGAAUGCCAACAGGCAGCGUUGAUUUGACUCUCGUUGGGUGGAUCCUGUUGUUUCUCUGUCGCAACCUCGACCACACGAUGCAGAAUGGUGGCAAUGGAGAUGAUGACAAAAACGCUCGCAAAGAUAAGGACAGUGGUACUUACCUUCCAAAUCGUUGGAGUUUUCUGCAAGGUGAUAUGUCUGGUCAACCAAACAAAAGCAAAGUGAAACAAUCAAUGAAGUCUUAUCGGAGAUGUCUGCAGAAAAGAAUAUUCCAUCACAAACAAAAACUUCAGGAUUUGGAGCAGGCAAAAAAGAAGUUUCUAGCGUCACAGGCAGAGAAAUAUUCCCAGAGUCUCAGCUCAGAAGCUCAAGCCCUCUUUAAACAACAUGAGCAGCAAUUUAAAAAGAUAUCCCAGUAUGCAUCAAAGAUUCGCAAAACUGAUGGGGAACAUUUCCGGAAAAUGGUGAAAGAUGACAGCUGCCUUGGCAUUGUGAAAGAUGCAAGUGAUGUCGAUGCUGACUCCAGUCUAAUAUUACCUCGUGAGAGGUGUCUUCCCGUGGUGCGAGGUCUUGUCACUCUAAUCCUCAGUAUGGAUUCUACAUGCAGUGUUGACCUCUUUCUUGUAGCCAGCAAGGUUUUAGCACGAAUUUGCUUGGCAACAAGACCAGCCAUUUGUUUGUCAGAGGCCAUGACCCAAGACCAACUUCAGCAGUUAAUCCUUUUGGCAGCUAACCAAGAUUUCAACCAUGGCACCGUUGCUUGGGGAGGCCCUUGGGCUGGGCAUGCAAUUACUUGUCUUUUACAAGACAUCUUGGAUGGUGAACGACUCUAUCCUGCUAGUAGCCCGUUGGAGGGAGUCACAGAUGAUGACAUAUCAGCUGCUGUAAAUGACAAAUUGGAUUCCUUGUCUGGAAGCCUUCCUAUACCUUCAUUAGAUGCUAUGGCAGUUGAAGCCAUUGAUGCCACUGACUCUGAACUUGGUCAAACAAAAGAAUCAACAUCAAAGACUAACUUGGAUUUCUUACUGGAAGAAAAUGAAUAUGAUGAUGAUGCUGCUGCUAAAUUUCAGGAAUUCAUGGUAGGAGUUCAAUCUAAGCCACCCCCUGGACUGGAUUGUGAUGAGGGCUCUAUCCAGUCUGUCCAGUCAGCAGAUGGCAACAAUACUCCAGAUGCACUAGCUUCCGUUUACUACCCGGAUGAAAAGAAACAGAAAAUGAAACAAUGUAAAUCCAAAUUUGACUAUGGAAAAUCUCUCCUUGGGCCUCAAGGACUAUCAGCAGCUGUGGAUUUCCGCUUGGAACUUGGCUUACAGCUUCAAGCUGAGCUUGGCUUGCGAGUGAUGCUUUCUUAUCAGAUGGUGUCUGUCCAGGGAGCAUUCAAUGCACGUCUGCCACUUGCCCCUCCAAUCUGGCAUUUUUUCCAACCAUUCCAAUUUUCCAGCACAGAUGACGAACUGAGUGAGAUAAUACAGUGUACCAGCCCAACACAAUUUCAGACAACCAGUUCUGCAGGAAUGCUUUGCAUGUGCUAUGAUCACAUGACCUCUCAGCUUUUGAGUCAACAAGUCCAUUUAGACACUUUGCUUCAGCUUUGGUUAAUGUUGAAUGAAGACAGCAACCAUGAAGAUGCUGGUGUUAGCAGCGGACAGCCAGUAGUAUUUGACUCUAGCAAAACCCCUCUUAUAAUGUUGAACCCUUCUUUUGUAAACACUCUUCUUGAAGCCCUCUCUUACAUGCCCAACAUUCCUGUCCGCACCUGGGUACUUGCAUUCCAAACCCUCACAUUGCUCUGUAACCAGUGGGUGUCUCAUGGCAAUCUAACUGUUGGGAAACCCAUGGCUUCUGUCAUUCUCUCAAACCCUAAUUUCAUGAAUGUCUUAAUACGAUUUCUGUCCAGCUCCACCAAUACAGGUCCAUCAGCCUUAACUUUACGAUACCAACAGGUUGGACCUUCAGCUGCUAAAGCUUUCUAUGAAUUUCUCCAGCGACUGGAAGUGAAAGCACCUGAACAAAUGACACUCAAAGAACUUCUUCUAAAACUGGUGUACGUUUUGACCGCAGACAGAGGAGCCUUUUACAACAGCUCUGGACCUCUGGAUGCACAAUGUCGCUUUUUAGAUUUUGUCCUUUGUCUAAAAUAUGAACAAGUUGAUGUCAGCAAUGCAAUCAGUGUAGUAGAGGCUAUCAGCUCUCUAGUUCACCAACACAUCCUGUGUCAGGAGCUAGUGGUAUGCCGCAAGGCAGGAGAUGACGGAAUCAAUGCUCGCUUCUGCUUUGGUGGUUUAUUUGCUAGCCUCUUUCGAGGUGUUGAUACAAGCUCAAAUACUGGCGAUGCCAGCCGAGAUAGAUUUAUGUGCAGCCUUGUGAAACUUGUCAACAUUCUUGUCCAGAUUCCACUACCAGCACGCUUUUCCCGGAACCCUCCCCAAACAGACACAGCAGAAAGUACAAGUACACACCACCCCCCUAAUUUGUCUACCUCCUUCACAGCUGCCCCUAUGCCAGACUCAGCUAAGCUUAGUCAUGUGUUUGCUUCUUCCCCACUUCGCAACCUGUCUCGUUCAGAUGAUGAGAAAGAGCAAGAGACUUUUGAAGAGAAGGGCGUGUCUGCUUCCAGUGGACUUGGUGGGCAGCCAGCUGGUGACCCCAAUGACAACACUACCUACCUGGCCGACAUCAUUGUUGGUCACCAGCAGAUCAUGUCCAGCCUGAUACAUACUCUGAGCUACUGCAGCAGCAGCCCUAUGGCAUCGCUCAUUUGCAACGGGAUAGGUGCCUCUUCCUCAUGCUGGUACGAUACAUUUGGAAUAGGAGAACCCCUUUCCGUCGGAGACGGCGUUUACCAAAUAUUAGUUACUUUGACCAAUAAGUGUUCGGACAUUAAACUUGUGCUGGAGUCUUUGUUUGUGUACCUGUCCAGUGGGGGCAGACAGUAUGUACAGGGGCACAGCCUCUGUCGACUUUCUGAUCCACUACUCUGGUUUAUACUGAAAGUACUGAAUAACAGCAGCGCUGUGAAAAUGUUCCUUCAAAUGGGGGCUGUCGAUGUGAUUUGCAACAACCUGGUAAGUUGCAGUCAGAAGAUUGUCAACACUAGCCCUGGUCUUAUCUCUACAAUGAUGCAGAACUUAAACAAUAGUAACAAUAGCCGGCUACCCAGUGCCCACCGGCUCAAUGUCAAUUCCACCAACACUGACUGUAAUGAUAUUCUACAGAAUUUUGCUCCCCUUGGCUCCAUAUCUUCAAGUAGCCCCACAGCUACACCUGCUGAAGUACUUAUUCAAGCAUCACCUCCACACCGGAGGGCCAGGUCAGCAGCUUGGUCCUAUCACUUCUAUCCAGAUGAGACAUGGGUUGAUUUAACAAUACAAUUGCCAUUUGCCAUUCUGUUGAAAGAGGUCCAGAUUUCACCUCACAAUACCUCAUUAUCCACCUGUCCAUCCUAUGUUUCUCUGGAAGUCAGCCAUGAUGGGAUUACUGUGACACCGAUGAGUGCGCCAUUGAUGACUUGCAGUCUUGGCUUCAUCCGUCUCCAGCUGAUUCGGCCUGAGGUUGUCACCAUGGUUACCAUCCGCCUGCACAGGGCUCGGGAUUCUAUGACCAUUGGGCUGUCACAGAUCCUAUUGAUGGGACACAGUGCAUUUAGUGAAACCAACCAAAAGCCAGCCAGUAUUUUAGCUCCAACUGAUGAUGUGGUAUCAAAAACCAGCCUUGGCUGGGUCCAACUGUUGCAGCAUUGUUUGACCGUCGAAGAAAGUAUUGCGUCUGCAGCAGCAGCCAUUCCACAUUUACUGACCACAUGCACUGCCCUGUUGGUGUCCCCUCAAGCCAGCACUCAUUCGCAUCAUCUUGAAACAGUGCUCCUUAAACUUGGACUACAUUCUACAGAUAUGGGUCUUACCCUCAUCUACAGUUUAUUAAGGAAGCCAUCUUUCCUUGGACAGCCUGAUGAUUCUGUCUCUUUCAUGGGGAAAGUGAGUGGUGUUGCAAAUGAUUCCACAAUUGAGAUCCUGUAUCAGCUAGGAACUCUACAGGAUAGUGGUACCCCUGCUAGAUUAAAGGCCCUAAUAGUAUGGCUGGGUGACAGUGCUGAAGUAGCUCUGCAGAAGUCAGAAAUGCUGUCCCUCAACAAUGGAUAUGGUCCAGCUCCUCAUGAAGCCCCUUAUUUCACGCUACCUCAUCCAGCAGCUCCCCAUGUUCACUGCAUUGCAGCUAUACUCUGGUACAGCCACAGCCUUCCUGUGCGCAAUGAACUGCGAACCAUCAUUACACCACAACUCUUCAGAUCUGUCUAUGAAUGGAGUACUGUUCUGUCCUUUGACUCGUCUCUGAAACGAGCUGUUGAUAAUGUUCUUUGCUCUGUCUGCUAUAUCUAUCCAAGUUUCUUCACUCUCAUCCUUGAGUGGAUGGGAAUCCUGUUGAACCCCAGUAACAGCAUGACAGCCUCUAUCAGUGAUGACUGCAAAGAUAGCUCACAGCAACAGCAGCACAUCUCGAUGACGGAUGACUCAAAGGAAGCCCAAACCAACCAACAGUCUGCUAUGGCAGCUGACCGAGACAUUGGCAACAAUUUGAUCACAUUGCAUGAUUUCAGUAAUAUGAUGCUUGACCGUUCACAUCUGUCAACCUUAGCCAUUACAUGCCAAUCUCCUGGUGCAGUGCAACAACUACUUGCUAGUAAAUUCCCAGCAAUUCUUGCUCAGGGGCUGUUUGAAUUCUGCAACCAUGAGAUUGCAUGCUUUGCUGAAAGUUUAACCAAUCCAGAAUCUCUAACUGAUGCUAGUAAAUCUAUGAUUGGAGAAAAUGGUCCUGUUGGUGAACAAAGCUAUCCUCACACCUGUGAUAAUUCAACUAAUGGUUUGACUGUAACUGCUGACCUUGUAGCAGCAAUACUUGGGUUCUUUGCUGAGAUAACUCGUGAACCAAUGAUUAAAGAUUGGAUGGGAAGUGCUGAAGGCAGUAUAUUUUGGCCUGUCCUCUUGACAUUACUCUGCACUAUUCCAGUACAGGCCCCUCGUACCACUGCUACUUCACAAACCUCAUCCGUAAACUAUAAGCAUAAGAUGAUGACUGCUGAAGAACGUGCUGCCAUUGAAACAGUAGUAAUUACAUUCUUCAACCAAGUGAUUUCUUGCCAUUCUCAGAACCAACAUCUAUUUGCCCGUGUACUCUGUGAAGUCAUCAAGGAGCAAGGAUCUGGACCUAUUUCAUCUGGACCUCUUCUGUCUGGGUUCACAAGACGCAUGUUUCUGCAAGUUCUAUUGGAAGAGCCAAAGAUUUUGGUAUCCUUCAAAUCUUCUCCUCAUAACAGUCGUCUGCAAGUGCAAGGAUGUUUCAGCCAAUUGCAGCAUCCCUGUUUUGGUGCUGGACGCCAUUUCCACACAGUCACCGUGGGAUUGCAAACCAACUGUGAAGAGCUUAUUAACAAGAUAUCAGACCAUACUGGACACAUGGCUCAAUUCUGGGAUGGCACUGUUGAGAAAAAGAACAUUGAUGACAAUAAGAAGGAUAUGACUGAACUUGGUAUUGAAGUUGUGGACUUCCUAUCAAAUGCUGCAGGAUUAUUAGCAAAAGAACGUAGAGAGAAGAAUUCCAACCAUAAUAAAACAGGAGGUCCACCUCGCUUGCCCCCUCGUGCUCGAGGCAAUCAGAAUACAGACAUGGUCGCUGUCAACUUACAGUUCCCAGUGUUAUCACUUUAUCACAAUCUUCUGCCUGGUCAACCAUUACCUGCAGAACUCACUCUUAGCCAACUGCUUGUAAUUUUACAAGAGAAGGGAUAUCCUCAAGGACAAGCGGUCUUGGAAUUCCUGCUUCGAUUCCAUUCAAAGCCUGGUGACAAAAAGGCCUACAGGGAUCCUGACUGGCCAGAGGCUAACAACCCUGAUGAUUUAUUACUUAAAGCCGACAGCUUUCCUUCAGCCCUUCAGGUGUUUGCUAGUGUCGGUGGGUUGGCACUGUUAGCUGAACAUCUUCCUGUGUUAUAUUCCGAAGUGUCUCGCCAACCAGUUCUACCAGAUACAAUGGAAAGUACUGCUGUUUCUGAUGUAUCUCAAGACCAAUGGGUGUCUGUUGAUUCCUCUGAUUUAAAUGAGACGUUUUAUGAACCAGUUCCUGCUGCUCCUCCAUUGACAUCACAAUCUGGCGGCACUGCACACUCAGGACUUUCAACAAUUCCACCUCAUUCUCUAAUUGCAUUUGGUUUGUUUUUACGACUACCCGGUUAUGCCGAUGUUCUGCUCCAAGAAAGGAAGAAAGCUCAAUGUCUGCUACGUCUUGUUCUUGGAGUUACUGAUGAUGGUGAUGGUGGUCAUAUAUUGACAUCACCCAUCGCCAAUUCCCUACCCACACUGCCUUUCAAUGUGAUUGAAUCUUUGUUUGACACGACCCCUCUCACCACAGAUGAUGGGGUCUAUCUGCGAAGAAUGAUGUUGGAUAUUGGUGCCUUACAUUUGAUCUUAGCCUGCCUCUCUGUUCUCAGUCACCACGGUCCACGUGUUAAUUCAGCAGCAUUGCAACACGAGACACAGACUAUGCUGGCUGCCAUCCAAGUUGCCAACACUCAGACAGUGUCAUCUACUGCUGCGGAGGAAAAAUCACAGCAAUACUGGGCCAAAGGGACUGGCUUUGGUACUGGCUCCACCACCUCCAGUUGGGAUGCUGAGCAGUCAUUACUGAGGCAGAAGAGUGAAGAGGAACAUGUCACAUGCUUGUUACAAGUAAUUGCAAGUUACAUCAAUCCCAGUGAUAGGAUACCAAGAGAUUUCGAUGGAGUUGUAUAUCCUUCCCAGUGCCACAACCUGCUCCCUGAAGUGGUUCCGGAACUGCUGAGCCAGUCAUGCCUGGUACCAGCCAUUUCAUCAUAUCUACGCAAUGACUCUGUACUUGAUAUGGCCCGUCAUGUGCCCCUGUACAAAGCUCUGCUUGAACUAUUGCGAGGCAUUGCUAUCUGUCCUAUGCUAGUUCCUUUGUUGCUACCUCUAGACAAGUCUGAAGAUGGUGAGACAACAGUAUCGGUGUGUACUUUACUGGAGAAAAUGAGAGGAUGUGUUGAUACCUAUGCAAAUCGGUUAAAGUCUAACAAAAGCAAAGGCAGCAGCACUGCAGCUACCAACAACACUGGCAAUGGUUCAGGUACUUCUACAACUUCGAAAGAAGAGGAAGAAGAAAAUGAAGGAUUGGCAUUGUUGAUUCCAGACAUUCAAGAGACUGCUAGAAUUGUCCAAAUGGCUACAGAUAAGCUAAAGGGAUCGAAAGAUGGUUCCUCAGCUGAUAAAAGCAGUAGAGCAGAGGACAAAAACUUAUGUAGCAGCACCUCUCUUGAAAACCGUUACAUCAAUGUCAUGAAAUCGUUCCAGUUUGAAACUUAUGAAAUGGUUACAGAGAACGAUAGCUUCAUGAAAUUUUCUACUCCUCAUCACUAUGAGUCAAAUGUUCGGACUUCGGGUUUUAUAAAGAAUCCAUCAAGGGCUCGGCGUUUGGCACAAGAAGCUGUUACUUUAUCAACGUCUCUACCUUUAUCUGCAAGUAGCAGUGUAUUUGUUCGCUGUGAUGAAGACCGACUGGACAUUAUGAAGGUGCUCAUUACUGGACCAGCUGACACACCAUAUGCAAAUGGCUGUUUUGAAUUUGAUGUCUAUUUCCCUCAGGACUAUCCCAUUUCCCCUCCAUUCAUCAACCUCGAAACCACAGGCAACCACAGUGUACGCUUCAACCCCAAUUUAUACAAUGACGGCAAAGUGUGUUUAAGUGUUCUCAACACAUGGCAUGGUCGACCUGAGGAGAAAUGGAAUCCACAGACUUCUAGUUUUUUACAAGUGCUUGUCUCUAUACAGUCUUUGAUAUUAGUGUCUGAGCCUUAUUUCAAUGAACCUGGUUAUGAACGAUCGCGGGGCACACCAUCUGGCACAGCUAGUUCUCGAGAGUAUGAUGCUAACAUUCGUCAAGCAACUGUUAAGUGGGCCAUGCUGGAGCAGAUACGAGAUCCAUCACCCUGUUUUAAAGAGGUGAUCCAGAAUCACUUUUGGUUAAAACGCCAUGAAAUUUUGUCACAAUGUGAGCAGUGGAUCUGUGAGAUGGAGUCAUACAGUCAUGACAAACGUACAGGAAGACAUAUAGCACACAGUACUUUAGCAUUGAAAAGACAUUAUAAUCAUCUAAGAGAAGAGUUUUCCAAAAUGGACCCACCAUCUGGCAUGGAAGGAGAGGUUGCAGACAUCCCUGAAGAAACUAAGCCUGAAUUUUCCCAUAGUAAAAGCUACACGGAACUUGAUGUUGAAGAGGGACCCACUCAGGUUGAGCCGAUAAACUUAGACAUCACUGACCCCAUUUCGGUUCUUGAAUCUCUGCCUUUUGGGCCAAACAGCAUUGAUUGCUGACAGUGACUACCAACAGCUUGCGCUUUUGAAGGGCUACCUUAGGAAACCCCCCUUUAAAAAAUAAAACACAAAAACUAAGAAACACCACCCCAGGUGGUGGUACUGGGUGCUGGUGAGGUUGGUGAAUUCUUCAACUUAGUACACACUGAAGAAGCUUUACAAUCCAAAUUAGAAACAGGUGGAUAUGAACUGCUCCAGAAAUGGGGGAGAGAGAGAGACACACACACACACAAAAUGAAAGAAAACACUAAAAAUUUGGAGCAGAAAAAUUUUGAGUUGUUCUUCUUGUUGCUGUUGUUGAUAUUGAUGUUGCUGCUGCAGCUGCUGCUAUCUGUCAGUAAUUCAGACUCUGAGGAUCAACUGAAUUCUGGAUGUCUGUUUAGUUGCCAGCAAUUUGAAGCACCAAAACCUCAUCAUUGUUCCCCUCCUCCUCCCCCUCUUGCAUGUGAUUUUCUUUUGAAGUGGUACCAUCGGCAGAAAGUAUUACAUAUGUCAAAUACAUACAUGCAUAUAUGUGUGUGAUUUUUUUUUUUUUCUUUCACCCCCAGUCAGGAGGCUGUCUAUGUGUGUAUCAUUGUGUCAGACAGGCUUUUACUCCAUCAAUUCAAGAUUUUGGUGACAGUUACUAUUUUUUUUUCUGUUCUUGGAAAGCAAAUUAAAUUUAAAAGGAAAAACAAAGGAGUGGGAGGGAUUUUUUUUUUUUAGUUUUCCUUUUGAUACCACCCCCGAUUAACCUCUUAAACUUUAAUUUUUAAUUUUUUUUUUACAUAAAAGACUUUGAAAUGCAUUAGAUUUCCUCCACCCUUCCACUUGCUUUUGUCAAAGAAAUUUUUAGAAAUGUGUAACACAGUACGGUAGUCUCUGGGUGAUAUUAUGGCUGUAGAGGAUUUUCAGGGUAAAUUGGAUGGAAGAUAACAAAUAUGAUAUUGUUAAUGAAAGUUCUUUGAAAGUCAAAUCCUUAAAAAUAACCUGUUGGUCCUUUUCUUAGAGAUGAUGGCUGAAUGGAUGAGAAUUGAAACUUCUGGGAGAAGUAUCUCACUGCUGGAGUUAUUUUGCCAAAUAACUUGAAAUUAUUUGGCAAGGGACCUCUCCUAAGGCUUCGUUUCAGUUCAUGGAACAAUUAAGAAUAUUGUCCUUUGCCAAGUCACUUGAGGAAAAGUCCUGUCAUUAUUAUUAUGGCAGAAAUCAGUGGAUUGACUGAAUUGUUAGAGAGUCUGAUGAUAUGCCAGUAUAUUCUGAAUUCAAAACUCACAGAGGUUGACUUUGCCUUUUAUCCCACCGAGGUUAAUAAAAUUAAGCACUAGUUAAAUAUAGGGGCCAAUUGGUAUUGACUAAAGCCCUCCCUCAAAAUUUACUGACCUUGUGCCUAAAUUAGAAACAACUUUAUUUACAACAGGGGGUGAUGGAAUGGCAGAUUCAUAAGAGCAAUGCCUUGUUUUGGCUUUUAACAUCAAAUUAAGCCAUGGUCAACUUUACCUUUCAUCCUUCCAAGGCAUCAAUGACAAAGUACCAGUCAUAUACAGGAGUCAAUAUAAUCACCUGUUACCCUCCACUCCAAAUUUUUAGCUUUGUGCCUGUGUUAAAAACUAUUAUUAUGGCAGAAUUGAUAAGGUACUUGAGUGAGUUCCUGUUUAUGAUCUGCUGAUGUCCACUUUGAUUUCAUUUUUAUGGGUGGGUGUGAUAAAAUAAAGUGCUAGUUAUACACCUGAGUUGAUAUAAUCAUGAUAUUCAACAUUUUUGGCUUUGUGCUAAAUACAUUAGAGGGAAAGAAAAAAAAAUCUACCUUUAUUCGUAUGUGAGGAUGAUUAUUAUUAUUAAGUGGAUUGGCAGAAUCAGAGCUUUAGACAAAAUGCCUUGCUGUAUUUAUCCUGGUUCUUUAUAGUGUGAGUUCUAAUGCCUGCCAAGGUCAACUUUGCUUUUCAUUCUUUCAGAGUUGAAAAAAAUAAAGUACUAGUCAAAUACUGCGAUUGAUUUAAUCAAUCCCCACUACAAAAUUGUGGCCUUGUGCCUAUGUUAGAAACUGUUAUGAUUUAAGAUGGUGAUAGUUACUGGUUGACCCUGUUGGUAAAGUUUCUGUGAUGGAAAGAUAAUGAAAUAAUUUGUGCACAUGUGGAGAAUAUGAACACACAUACAUACAGUGAAACGUAGGUAUUUACCAGGAUUCCUUAUCUCUGUGAUCCAUUCCCCACCCCCACACUUUGUUAAAUCCCCCCCCCCCUUCCCUGUUAUUCUACUCAUCCUAAAUCCAUCUGCUGCCCUGCUUCUUUUUAUACUGUUGUACCAUAAUGAUUUAGAUUCAAACCAAAGCUGCCACUGGGUAUUGUCAGCCCAUAGCUCUUACACACACACACACACACAGUUGUGAGUGCAGGGGGGUGGGGCAUGCAGUAGAAGUAUAUUCAGUAGCUGCUGCUUUUAUCUUGGCCUCUCAAACUGUCAUUAUGCAAAUGUGACUGUGAAAGGAGGGACUGAAAUUGGUUUGGUGAGAGAGUUGGCAAAUUCUGUGUUCAAUAUUAAAUGUGACACGGAUUAAUGGUACUUAAUCAAGCCUCCUUCAACUCAGGUGUGUCUACCCAUAUAUCUUGAGAGAUUUAGUCAAAUGAAAUAGACAAUGGAGUGUAUUAGAGGUGGGGGGGGGGCGGCGUAAUUUCUAUAGUCAGUCUUGAAUAUGUAUAAUAGAUUUUUCGGUUUUAUUUCUCAGAUCUCCAUUUCUUAUAUUCAUUAUUUUUUUUCUCUCAUUCAGCUCCCCAAACUUUAAAAUCCAGCUCAGCUAUCUAUUUAUUGUCAGUUCUCUUUAUGCAGAUUUAUCACUUCUUUUAGCAUUUGUCUGAUGCCAUUGACUUAUUAAACUGACAUUUUACAUAAACUGCUGUUCUCUGUUUGAAAAGCUUUAAUACUAUAGAAAGUCAUUUGUUAAUCAAGUUUCUGUCCUGGUUUAGCUUACCGCUAGAUUUAGUCUAUAAAAUACAAUAAAAAGUAGAUGACUAUGACAGAAAAACCAAAAUUGUAAUAUAUUGAUGACAGCAACUCAGUUUAUAGAGAGUGGGGAGGCUGAGAAGGAAGCUUUCAAAAAUUUUUUCCCCUGAGUCAAAUCCAUUUUACCCAGUCUGCCCAUAAUCUCAACUUGUGUACCUAUUUCUCUCUCUCUCCCUUCCACUGUUUACAUGUUCUUAUCUAUUUAUAUAACUUGUCAUACCUGUUGUAUUAGCUUAUAUAGGCUGCGCUGGUAUGAUAUAAAGCUAGCUUAUAAGAUGAAGUGAGUGCACUUCGUAAGAACCAAAGGCAAUGAUACAGAAAUUACCUCCCCUUAUGACUAACUACUGUACAAAUCCCUCCUGUUGAGAUUCAUUUGUUCUCUGAAUCGCCAUCAUUAUUGGUUGUCACAGGUGUGAGAAUAAUUUGUGGUGAGUAGAAUCAAAUCUGAUCUACAAUUCCAUUGCUUCCCAACUGGAACACCCCACACUCUGUCUACACUUUCACAUAAUCUCAGGUAUUUUGUGUCUGUGUAGGAAAAGAAACCAGAUUAGAUUCAGUUCUCAGCUGCUUUGUUCUGUCAUCACUAAAUUACUUUUUAAAUAAAUCAGGAGAAUGAAAUGUUAAGUUCCUACUUUGAAAGUUGUUUUGUAUGCAAUUAUUAGUGCAGAGCCAAAUGUGUUAGCAAAGCGCUGCAAUAUUUAAUUACACUCCAAAUACAACUUUCACUGAGGUUGACUUCGCCUUUGGGAGUUCAGAUUUAAUCUUCACAACCCACCUCCCUAUAUUAGGGCCUUGUGCCUCUGUUAGAAACACAUAAUUGUUAACAUUUAGUAUUUCACUUGGCUCAUUAAUCCAACUCAAGGAAAGACAAAUGUUAAAUUUAUUCCUUGCUGUUCAGUUAUAUUUUACAUAAAUUCUCUUUUCAAGAAAUAUUGUGGUAUAAAAAGUAUGUGAUAGAGAGAUAAGCAACACUGAGACUUAGUGUGUCUAAAAAAAUUGUUGUUUUUUUUGUUUUUUUUUCAACACUAAAAGUAUCAUGUUCAGCAUUAAUAACGACAGGCAGUGAGGUGGCAGAAGCCGUAGAAUGAACAAUUAAAUGCAACAUUGAAACUGAAUACCAAGUUCAAAUUUUGCUUGGGUAGGAGGUCAACCUAUGUCUUUCUUGACAAUACCUAUUACAACUUUGGUCUUGUACCUAAUGUUUAGAAAUCAUUAACUAUAAAGUGUCCCAUUUAAAGAGGUUUUUUUUUUUUUUUAAAUACUCAUGUGAUAUGCUGUGGUGACUGUCAGAACAGAGACACUGCAACAGUUUCACUGGUUUGUAGUAGUUGUUGUAACAUCACUAGGCAGCCAUGGUAUCCAUGGUGAUAAAAUAUAUUAAAAGAAGAAAAAAAAAAUCAAAGAAUAUAUAUAUAAAUAUAUAUAAAAUUAUUAAAAAGCAAACAAUGCAGAUACUGCCAUACUCCUGAAGAUGGUUGAAUUAAUAUUUUGUGAAUACUUAGGAAAAAAAAAAUAAGAGGAACAUUGGGAUGGAAACCAACUAUAUGGGGGAAUGGACAAAAACAGAAAGGGUUAUAAAUUGCAGGAAAUGGAGUCUGGUAUUUUAAUGAAUUUGUAAAAUUGAAAAGAAAAAAAUUUGAAGUAAAAUUUUAAAACCAAUAAAAUUGAUCAUCUGUAUAUCAGACUGUAAAUUUAGAUGUGAAAUUAAAUUUAAGUGUUUUUUUUUUUCUUUGUUUCCCCAUGAA
Messenger RNA from Octopus bimaculoides (California two-spot octopus), 20100 nucleotides. RefSeq names its product dual E2 ubiquitin-conjugating enzyme/E3 ubiquitin-protein ligase BIRC6. Gene Ontology annotation, molecular function: cysteine-type endopeptidase inhibitor activity; ubiquitin-protein transferase activity. Gene Ontology annotation, cellular component: nucleus. The record is from RefSeq and is a predicted model, not a curated record. NCBI's taxonomy places the organism in Eukaryota, Metazoa, Mollusca, Cephalopoda, Octopoda, Octopodidae. Gene Ontology annotation, biological process: regulation of cytokinesis; negative regulation of apoptotic process; apoptotic process.